AGCUCAUGGAUGGAAACGGAUCAAUGAGCUUUGACUUUCUGAAGAAGAAGCAUCCUGGUUUAGGCAUUAUGUUGAUCAACCAGCAUAUACGGAUCUUCACUGGGGAAUGUUUGUGCCUUUUAUUAAAGGAUCUGGUACUGAGGAGCAGCAAGAGAAAUGGUUGCCGUUGGCAUAUAAGAUGCAAAUUAUUGGUUGCUAUGCACAGACUGAACUUGGUCAUGGCUCCAAUGUUCAAGGGCUUGAGACCACUGCAACUUUUGAUCCAAAGACUGACGAGUUUGUUCUUAAUAGUCCUACACUCACUUCAAGCAAAUGGUGGCCUGGUGGUUUGGGAAAAGCUGCUACACAUGCUGUUGCUUUUGCCCGUCUUAUUACUGAUGGAAAAGACCAUGGAGUAAAUGGUUUCAUUGUCCAACUUCGGAACUUGGAUGAUCACUUACCUCUUCCAGGCAUAACAGUUGGUGAUAUCGGCAUGAAAUUUGGAAAUGGAGCAUACAACUCCAUGGACAAUGGUGUCCUGAGAUUUGAUAAUGUCCGCAUACCAAGGGAUCAAAUGUUGAUGAGGUAUCCACUUGGUAUCCACUCUGCAUGAUUUUGUCCUGAAGAUGUGUUGUAUUUUGGUUCGUGUUUUGUUCCAGGUGAUCGAUUACAAGACUCAGCAAAGUAGGCUCUUCCCUUUGCUGGCUUCCGCAUAUGCUUUCAGAUUUGUUGGUGAGUGGUUGAAAUGGCUCUAUACGGAUGUAACACAAAAGUUGCAAGCAAAUGAUUUCUCCACAUUGCCUGAAGCUCAUGCAUGCACUGCGGGUCUGAAGUCACUGACUACUUCUGCAACUGCUGUAGGAUAUUAUUGCUGCUCUUUAUUCUUCUAUGUUUUAGCUUUCUUUUUGAGGCCCAUGAAGCUUUUGAGUGACAGCAAACAUAUACUUCCCGUCCCAUUGACAGAAA
Molecule: messenger RNA, 945 nt
Organism: Prunus dulcis (almond)
Lineage: Eukaryota; Viridiplantae; Streptophyta; Magnoliopsida; Rosales; Rosaceae
Product: putative peroxisomal acyl-coenzyme A oxidase 1.2
Exons: 5
Coding region: 107-592 (161 amino acids)
Biological process (GO): lipid homeostasis; long-chain fatty acid metabolic process; fatty acid beta-oxidation using acyl-CoA oxidase
Cellular component (GO): peroxisome
Molecular function (GO): FAD binding; acyl-CoA oxidase activity; fatty acid binding
Source: RefSeq, a predicted model, not a curated record